Molecule: messenger RNA, 2126 nt
Organism: Actinia tenebrosa (Australian red waratah sea anemone)
Lineage: Eukaryota; Metazoa; Cnidaria; Anthozoa; Actiniaria; Actiniidae
Product: nucleobindin-2
Cellular component (GO): extracellular exosome; endoplasmic reticulum-Golgi intermediate compartment
Molecular function (GO): calcium ion binding
Source: RefSeq, a predicted model, not a curated record
UCACUCGUCAGUGGUUGUGCCACGUACCUUUCCAGUUCCUUCAAAUUAUUUAAGUAUUUUAACCAGAGCUGUCGUCGUCGAAGGCAUACUUUAUGCCCAGUGAUACCAAAACACCGUUAUUUUGUUAUUAAGGACUAGAAUAUGAGUGGAAAUUCAGUGUUUUGGGGUCUGAUAGGAAUACUUCUUGUCAUAACCUGUUGUUAUGCUCCCCCGGUCAAUAAGAAAAAGCCAUCUCCAGAGAAAGAGGAGGAAGACCUUCCCGAAUAUGCACGAUACCUAAAACAAGUCGUACAGAUAUUAGAACAAGAUGAAGACUACGUUCAAAAGCUAAUGAAUGCCUCGGAUGCGGACUUGAGAUCGGGCAAAGUAGCGGACGAUCUCGAUCUUGUAAAAUACGAUGUAAGGACUAAAUUGGACGAGCUAAAACGUCAGGAAAUUGAAAGACAACGAAUGAUUCGAAGGCAAAUGAACGAUCACAAUAGUGGGCUUAAAGAAAGAGAGCAUUGGAACCCGGUGUUUGAUGACGAUAAUCCUGAUUUCUUUGGUCCAGAAGAUUUCAAGAAGUUAUUGUCCAAGCAUCAUGAUGAAAUGGAUAAGCGAGAUGCAGAUAGAAGAGAGGAGUACAAAAAACAUGAACUACAGAAAGAACAUGAAAGGAGAGCAGAACUGAAGAAAAUGGAUGAGGAACAUCGCAAAGAAGCUGAGAAGAAGCAUGAAGAACUGAUGAAAAAGCAUGCGGAAGAAGCUAAAAAUCUCCAUCAUCCUGGAAGCAAAGCUCAGCUUGAGCAAGUCUGGGAAGAGAGUGAUGGUCUGGACAAGAAGGACUUUGACCCUAGAACAUUCUUCCAGCUUCAUGAUGUGAACGGUGAUGGUUAUCUUGACACUGGUGAAUUGGAAGCUUUGUUUGUCAAAGAGGUGGCAAGGCUGUAUAACCCUAAAGAUGAAGGCUAUGAUCCUGUUGAGAGGGAUGAAGAAAUUGCAAGGAUGCGGGAACACGUCAUGAAUGAGAUUGACAAAGACAAGGAUGGAUUCGUCUCCAAAGAUGAGUUCCUGUCAGCAAGCAAAUCAGACGAAUUUGAAAAAGAUGAGGGAUGGAAAGGAAUUGAUGAAGAGCGCCCUUACACAGAUGAUGAGCUUGCUGAAUUUGAAAAGAGCUUAGAUCAAGCAGAAAAGCAUAGGGAUGCUCAAAAAGAAGGAACGACAGAACAACAUGACCAACAGCAGCAACAACAUGACGAACAACAAAAGCAAGAACAUCACUAAUCCGGAUGACCACGAAAGAUUUCCUCCUCAAACCCAUCGGCCCUCUGGUAUCAUAUGCGUGGUAAACCUAUUUUUGCCAAUAGACCAUGAACUUCAUCAAUUGCAUGAUUUCUUCCCAAUGAGACAACUAUAAUAUAUCAUGAAAAUAGACCCACAAAAUACAUGCUCUAUUUACACUUCUUUACCUUGGGCGUAAUGUUUUCUCAUUUCAAACCACGUGUCAUUUCCUAGAGUAUCAUUUCUUUGUUUAAUGGUUGCUCACGAGAAGACACAUGAAUAUGGAUACAACUCAUACCAAGAAUAUCACAGUCAAGAGAAUGACAUGUGGUCUGAAGUAAACAGGAAAACAUAACGGCCAAGCUACAUGGAGGUGUAUUCACAAUCCCUAUGAUGCUAAAUUCGAACUACAUAGGCUUUUAGUUGAAUGACAUACAUUGCUAUGAGAGGUUUUGUGAAACCCAUUUUUCACUUGCGAAAAUUCUCAAUUUGAAGUCAACAUAGAAGUUCUACAUAUCAAGAACCUAUUGUUUUUCGCAAACAAACAAAGCAUAGUAGUUAAGUAAGUUAAUUAAGAAAAACUAGAAGAUUUUGAAAGUUUUGACUAAAAAAAGAUCGAACAAUUUUCAACGUUGACUGCCAACUUUUCAUAAAACCUUAAAACCUGUCAUAGCAUCUACUGUUGUUCUCACUAAGUCUGUUCAUAAAAAUAUAUAUCAACCUCUUGCAUUAAAUCCUUACCUGGGAUGAAAAUAAACAUUACAAAAGAUUUCAAUCUUGAAGAGAAGUGCAAUCUUUUGUUUUGUUGCCCAGAUUGGGAAUAGAGCCUUUGCCAAAAUGGCCGCCGAAAAUUGAAAUGAGUUAAA